GUGGGGGUGAGGUGGCGCGUCGGCGAGGGAAGCCGCGGCGGUGAAUCCGGCGUCGUGAUUGGUCGUCGCGUGGGAGAGCCGCCCGCCCGAGCUCACCGUGACCGGCAGUCGGCACCGAGCAUCCAGGCAGAGCACAUCGAGCCAUCGGAGUCGGGGCGAGAUACGCAACACGCACCUCGGAACGUAACCACGGGCACGAUGGCCGUCCGGCGCGUGCACCGUCAACAACAACAGCAAGAACAACAGCAACGUCGUCACCGUCGUCGUGGUGCCGUAUUUGUCGCGCGUGUUCUUCAUAUUUACCUGCAUACGGAAUCGAAACAACAUCUGCAGCAGGAUCGCGCGCUCGCUAAGGCAUCGUGGCCACCAUCGUGCGGAUACGUGGCGCGCGGACUAUGCGCCUGAUGCACGCAAUAAGAAACGAAAGAAAAAGAGAAAAAAACACACAAUACACACAUACACGACGACGACGUACGGAAAGUUGCUGGCAGCGCGCGCGUUAAAUAACGACACACACCACGGGGUCCAGGGGCCAUUCUAAAACACAACUCAACCUACAUCGCACACGUUCCACCAUUACCUUUUCCUUAUCCCCUCGUUUUCCAUCGGUCGUGUGUAUAUCGCACCUCCUUCACUCCUCUCUACCGGCCUUCCCACGCGGUCCUCGUCGAGAUUACGUUUCGGUUAAUACGCAAAGAAACACGCAUCGGCCGUUAAAUUUUCAGGCUCGUUGCCGGCCUGUUUGUCGUCUAUAUCUUUCUCGCGUGUCUCGUUUGUGAUCAAUGUGAUUGUCCUUCAAGCGUAAUAACCAUUUUUGUGUUUUGACUGGUGGUGCGUUCUAUUUCGUGUUCUAAGAAAUUUCAUCUUACCACGGCGUUUAUUUGUAUACUUACGGUGCAACGUUCUCGUUCUGUGCCCUUCACGAGAAAAGGGAAGAAAGAAAAAGUGUGUAUCGAAUAGAAGCCUAACCUCCUCCGUCGACGACGGUGGCGACGGUGGUGGAGGCGAAGGUGACCGUGACGGUGAACCGUUUCUCUGUGCUCUGUGUUAUCCAUUUCAAUUUUUUCGUAUUCUACGUUUUUGUGCGGUACUAGUGACAGAGAAGACCGAAGGAAAAAGUGUCUGUCUGUCGCGUCGGUGGCGUUCUUUCGUCGCGUUAGUCUCGUGUGCGCGUGACAAAGGAGCACAUAAUUGUGCAAGCGAGAGAAAGAUAGCGUGCAACGCUGUUCCGACGGAUCAUCGUUGAGCCGUUAUAAAGAAGAGAAGAGAAGAUAAGAGAAGAAGACAAAUACGGAGCAGUGUCGCGUCUUCUAAUCGAACGCGUGUUCUAUCGUUUUCGGUUAUUCGCUUGCUUGUGUCGUAUCCCGCGUCGUUCUGGAAUUCACGCUGCAUCGAGAAACAAAUUUCAAAAUUCCCGCGUCAGCCGUAUCGGCUGCAUAACCUCUCUUUCUUCCGUGACUCGAGGCGGACACACCUCUCGUGUUAAGUCGCCGAACGACAAAGACAGGAAAGACGGUGGCCGUCGCUCGGCCAGCAAUAAUGCCGCACGUGAGCAGCAGCGGCGGCGGCGACGAUCUCGGCAGCGAAGACGAGGUCAAGGUCUUCAAGGAUGAGGGCGAGGACGAGAAGAGGUCCUCCGAGAACCUCACGGAGGAGAAAAGUUCCCUCAUCGACCUCACAGAAUCUGAGGAAAAGGGCUCGCUUGCUGGUGGAAGUUACUCGACGACAGGCAAGACAUCAGCGAGAUCUGAUCUCAGCCCCGUCUUCGGUAAGGUGGAUCCGACGCCACAUACCUCAUCGUUCAACAUGGGCUACCUCGUCUCGCCGUAUCCUUACCCCAAUGGCGCCGGAGGACCCAUUCCUGUGUCUAUGGUGAGUCAACUCGCGUUAUCUUAACGAAGCCGAUGCCUGUACAGCCCAUACGGUACCCCGUAAGUAAUUAUUCGAAAGCGCAAGAGCUAUUCACCGUGCCCCUCGGUCGGACCAACUAGUUCUAUUAGCCAGAGACAGGAAGCCGUGAAACGCGGUAUCAGCUCUUCCGCGGAUUGACUCGCGCCGCGGGUUGGCGCCCAUAAAUCCCGCCUCUGCGAUUUUCAAACCGCCCGGGUGCCUCGUUGAAUGGCGAAAUCGCGAUCAACGUCGACGAGGCCUCUCCAUAUCUAGAUCCAGAAACUAUGCGGCGAGAGACUCAAAGCAACCGGAUUAACACGUCGACUUUUCGCGCUCACCGGCUUUUCUCCAUCCGCGGUCUUUGGCCUGAUUCGAUCGAAUUUCCCCCUUGUCUUGGGAAAUUAUUCGAAUUAUCGAAGCGAAGGAGAAUAAAUUGGAAUUCCGCGUCGUUGGAGUUUCUUUUUUUUUUUUAAAGAUAGUUUUCAUUCCUUCCUGGGUAGUUUUAUUCGAGUGAUAUUUCGAAUUUUUGUUACAAGCAGAAAAAGGGGGAGGGGAUGAUUUUUGAAUAAAUAAAUUGAUAAAUUUGGAAAAAAUUUAAGAAAUUUGAAAAAAGAAACAUUUGUCGAGUUAUUUAGAAGCGAUUUCCCAGAGGAGAAAGAUUAUUAUGGUGGUAAACGCGUGAAGGGUUCCGUAACCUUUUCGGCACUCUGGUAAUUUGUACCCCAUUAAACGAAAAGAAGAAGAAGAAGAAGAAGAAGAAAUACCAGUUUCUAACACAGUGACGGAGGACCUGAUAAUUCAAGCUUCAUUCAUAAGUUGUUUCGCUAAAACAGGUCCCAGAAGGAUGAUUGUAACUUUCGUGUUUCCCCUAAAAAAAGAAGAAGAGAACAAAAGAAAAUUAUAUCCAUCGAAACUAGAAAUCAUCAGCUUCUCAACUCAACUUUCUCGAGCCUCCUAACAAUCUUGAUUUCAUUCAAAAGUAGUCUGAAUUAUGUCCGUGGGAAUGGGAAGGAAUAGGGUCCAAGUUCCUAGUCCACAGGUAUACUAUUUCUUGGAAAAAAAAAUAAAUCCUGGGAUUUCUCAAACAAACGAUUAUCGCUCUUCUAGCAAAAGAGCAAAAAUUCUAAUCCUUAUAUAAUCUAAAAAAAAAUAUCUUUAAGUCUCUUAAAGAAACAGUAUAUAAACAUACUUAUUAGCAUCAACAAACUGUUCUAAUAACGUUAACUCAAAAUUACCACUAAGCACUUUACAAUAAGUAAAAAGCAUAAGAUUAAAAAAAAUUACUUUUUAAAACGAUAUUCCGUUACUUUCCAAUCCUACUUUCGAAGAUUUUACAUCUUCGAAAAAAUUGUGCGACGAAAAGUCAAAAACUAUCAGAAUUUAUAUAAAAUCGAGGAUAUUCCGUCUCUCUUAAAACCUCCAAAAAGAAACUAUGUCAUCCUCCAUCUUUUAUUAUCGAUCGAAUAAAUAUCCAAUUUCGACCUCUUCUUAGAAGGAUUCGUCAAAAUUACAAAUACGAUUUACAGAAGAUUAAUCUUCCAUCCAUCCCCCCAAAAAAAAAAAUCCAUCGCCGUCCUUCGCGUAACCUUCACGUAACCGUGCUCGUCCCGAUUUCGCAACGGUGAUGGCACGGUUUCGUCAUGGUCGCACGGCACGUCCACGUCCACGGUGGACAUUGGCCAGUCCACGUGGCGUUAUUUCGUUCACGUACGCCGGCACGCAGUAACCGAUACACCUAUGUGACGCCUGCGUGAAACUACGGGGGCGGAGCAGGAGGGAGGCAGGACGUACGCCGUGGAAGAAGAAGAGAGAGGGCGGCGAGUGGAAGAGGGACAGAGUAACGAGUGGAUGUGGGACUAGUAGCUGCUGGCAGCACGAUAAUGAGCUAAUGAGCGGUGUCUGGCGCUCCGCGGCGCCGUAAUUUUCAGCGUGCAAGGACGACGCGGCUUCCAAGUUAACGUCACGAAGUCUUUUCUUUUCUUUUUUUUUUUUUUUUGUUUUUUUCCCUCUUAUCAUUAUUCGUACUCGCUCGUCUUCUUCCAUUUCGCGCCUGGUUAAUUAUGUUUCGUUCGGUUUGUUUUGGAGCUAUGUACUUUUUGUUUUUUCUUUUUUAUUGAUUGUGACGAUAACAAGAGAAACGAGGGAGGCGAGGCUUGUUGUUAACCGUUUUAAUUGCGUUUCGUUAGACGUCGUCUCGAUGAUUUUCUCAACCAACGAAUCGACACGCUUUAAUUAGUUGUUAUGAUCUUCUAAUAUAUUAUAAUUUUUUUCCUAUUUUCAGCAAUCGAUUAAAAGAAAUCUUUUCGAUUCGAUCCUGAAAGGGUUUAAAUUAACGAUAUAAGGAAACGGAAAGAAAUGAUCAACGAAAAUUGUGAAUGGAAUCCAUUCCAUCGAAUUAGGGAUUAAUCCACUUUCGACUAAUUUUCACUCGAAGCGAUCGUGAGAUACGAAGCGCAAAUCAACCCUUUAUUAGCCUAGUCCCGCGUUUUAGAGCAACUCGGCUGAAAAUGGCCAAGUUAAUCGGGGGAAGAAGGGAAGAGGGAUGGGUUUUUCUAGCGAUCGCAAUCGGUAGAACUCGAGAGAACCAUAAAAUUUCUUUCCAUCGGCCAGCCUUGCCUCGUUCUCACGCAACUCGAGCGCGAGCUUCUUGCCUCCUGGUGAUCACGAAGAGUGGAAACCUUCGUGGCUGCUGAACGACGCCUUUUUACCCGAUAAAACGAGUAUACUUCUGCUAGAAUACGUCACGCAUUAAAUAUCUAGAGACGAUAGUAGAUGGAUGGAUAGUCGCAGAAUAAAUCCUUUUCUUUUCGAAAGGAUUUCGAAAAGAUAUCGGAAACUUGGAUGGAAUCCAUAAUAAUAUUUAAAUAGUUGAUAUUUUAUAUAUUUCUAUGUUGCAUGCUCGAUAAAAUUGGGCGUGGAAUAAAUUUUCUUUAAAAUUGUCUCAAAAAUUCGAUUCUAGAGACUAUACUAUGCAUAAACAAUGUUUAAAAAUUAUAUUAUUCUCAUUUCGAACUGGUGGACGUGUCGUGGAAUAAAUUUUCUUUCCUUUUUUUUUUUUUUUCGUUUUCUACGUUCAAUUUCAAGAAGCGUGAAAUUUAUGGAGUUUUCAAAAUUAAUCUUCUGUAACGAUAUAUAUACGAAAAUUAUUCCAUAUAUCUAUUUCGCUCGUCUAUUGGGCCAACUGGGCUCAACGUCAACUGGAACUGGUAGACGUCGUAUAUAAGUAUAUAAUUCUUUCUAUGCUCGAUUCUAGAAAUUUAUAGAGUUAUUCAAAAUUAAUCUUCUGUACGAUAUUAGAUACGCACUACCGUGUCGAGGCGUUACUUACUCGAACUUUUUCCAGAUUCCAGAAACUUGGAAUGAAUAAAGUUAUUCGGCAUUAAUCCUGUGAGUGACCAUAUUUGAAAAGUACGAAUAUAAGAUAUAUCCGGAAUUAACUCUCAAUAACGAUAUUACGAUAUAAUAAAAUUAGAUAUCCGUUCGAAAUUUUUAUUCGCAUAUAUAUUUUUAUAUCAAGGAUUUUUAUGCAUAUUAAUAUUCUGAUGUAUAGCGAAUAGAAAAUUAUCUGCACGUGUCUUUGUAAAUAUUUAUUUAUAUAUUCGUUGAAUAUUCGAACGAGAAAUUAAUAUCGUGGAAGAUUAAAAUGUAGUGUAACAGAAGAAAUAGGAUAUUUAGAAUUUUUACGAGAUAUUUAAAGUAAGAAGCAAAUCUAUCACGAUCUCUUAUCGCCUCGAUUACGUUUGCACAAACGUACGUAAUUUAUUUAUCGAAUCUCAAAUUUUAUUUCAUCACUGUUAAAAUCAUUUCGAAAAAUAUUCCUUUUUUUUUUCUUAAAGCUCAAAGAAAUUCCAACGAAUUUUCCAAUUAAUCCUCCAACCGUUUAACUUUCCAAAGAGAAUAUUUCGAAGAAUUGGCAAGCCGUGAUUACUAGUAAUUCCAGAAAUCCACGAUACCUCGAAUUAACAAUUCUUUAUACUCGGUUAAACGAUGCAAAGCGUAACCCGCGACCUUGCAAAACCUGAGGAUAUAAUUGCCGGAAGCAUGCGUAUAAUCUGGGCAAAGCAGCUCAUCACGGUUUUUAGGUGCGCACUGUGCUAUCACCUGAUAUAAUCCACGUUCUCUGAUCAUCAUUAACGUACUCCUCUCUCUCACUCUCUUUUUUUUCCAUACUUUAUUCCCUGCUAUCGAACAUCCGGGACACUUUUCUCUUCGCUGAACGCUCUAACGGGACACGGUUAGUGACAGGUCAUCACGCGAUCCUAAUCCCUGCGCAACUAUCCUCUUCCUUUUUUUUCUCGUCUCGUGUUAUUUUUAGACCUAGAAGAUGAUUGUUCGGGUUCAACAAAGUAUUGGAAUUGAAAUAUGAAAGUACGCAAAAAUGAUGAAAGGCCAUUUUGCUAGUUAUUUUGCUUCAUCUUGCUUCGCCUAGUGCGAAAUUAAGUCGUCUUCAAUCAACGUUGUAUAUAUAGCAAAUUUUAUAUUUGUUUCAGAGCCGAUCAAAGAUCGUUUGUAGGGAUAUAUUAAUAUCUUUUCCAUGAUAAUUUUAAAGGGAGAAUAAGGAUUAAGUAAAAAAAAAAAAAGGAAAAAA
Messenger RNA from Apis cerana (Asiatic honeybee), 6478 nucleotides. RefSeq names its product protein pangolin, isoforms A/H/I/S. Gene Ontology annotation, molecular function: DNA-binding transcription factor activity, RNA polymerase II-specific; RNA polymerase II cis-regulatory region sequence-specific DNA binding. The record is from RefSeq and is a predicted model, not a curated record. Lineage: Eukaryota; Metazoa; Arthropoda; Insecta; Hymenoptera; Apidae. Gene Ontology annotation, cellular component: chromatin; beta-catenin-TCF complex. Gene Ontology annotation, biological process: regulation of transcription by RNA polymerase II; canonical Wnt signaling pathway.